Carassius auratus (goldfish) is the source of this 2758-nucleotide messenger RNA. RefSeq names its product carbonic anhydrase 4-like. Bases 135 to 1139 code for a protein of 334 amino acids. The transcript is spliced from 8 exons. NCBI's taxonomy places the organism in Eukaryota, Metazoa, Chordata, Actinopteri, Cypriniformes, Cyprinidae. The record is from RefSeq and is a predicted model, not a curated record. Gene Ontology annotation, cellular component: plasma membrane. Gene Ontology annotation, molecular function: carbonate dehydratase activity; zinc ion binding.
GAUAGUAUUAGUAUUUAGGAAUAAUGAGCAUAUUUAAUAAUACACAAGGUGCAUGGCACGUGUGUGAUGGGAUGCUCUCGUUAUUGAGGAAUGUGAUGGGAGGGGCCAGCAGACUCCAUCAUGUCCAUUGAUAGAUGUAUCACUAUAUAAGAGACGAGCCCCCUCUCAGAGGGUCAGAUUUGGUGGGGUGUCAUUGCUGGAGUCACAGGACCUUCACGAUGCGGUGUCUGCUUUCAGCUGUUCUUCUGCCUCUGCUUCUGCGUCCGUGCACCGGUGCAGACUGGUGCUACCAGACACAAGUGAGCUGUCCGUCCCACUGUAAAGGACCGGACCGAUGGAGUGAAGUCAAUAAAGACUGUGGGGAGAGCAGACAGUCACCAAUCAACAUAGUGACAAAGAAAACCAUGCUGGAUGAACGCCUGACGCCUUUCAGAUUCACCGGCUACCAGACCGUGUUCGACAGCACCAUGAAGAACAAUGGCCACUCGGUUCAGGUCAAUAUACCCAUCACAGCCACAGUGUCCGGAGGAAACCUGGAAGAAACGUACAAAGCCGUGCAGUUUCACCUCCACUGGGGCAACAACGGAGGUCCUGGAUCUGAACACACCAUCGAUGGAGAGCAGUAUCCUAUGGAGCUGCAUAUAGUGCACAUGAAACAAAGAUACGACAGACUUGAAGAUGCACUCAAAGAUCCUUCUGGAGUCGCCGUGCUGGGAUUCUUCUACGAGGUGUCAACCAGCACAAACAAAAAGUACAAUGAGUUCACACACGGCCUGCGCAGCAUCCAGAAUACAAAUGGAAACACGACGCUUCGUAAGAUCUCUCUGAAUCAGCUCAUUCUGCCUGAAGCCAACAUGACGAACUAUUACCGGUAUGACGGCUCGCUGACCACACCGGGCUGCACGGAGGCUGUGGUGUGGACGGUGUUUGAAAACCCCAUUCCCCUCGACAUACAACAGCUUAAGAGUUUUAAUGAUCUGAAGUUCAAUGAUGGGACGCCAAUGGUGGGAACAUUCAGACCCAUUCAGCCGCGUAACGGACGUGUGGUUUACCGGUCCAGCGGUGUAGCGGUCAUCGCCAGCGUCAUCCUGAUUCUGGCCUCCAUCAGCGCAGCAUUAGGCCUGUCCCGUCCGAACUAGAGCGAGACCGACCCGCUUCGGACACACAAUCAACACAAUGAGUUCUCAGCCAAUCAACGGACCAACAAGAAAACCCCACACAGGCCGUUUCUACAGGACACUAGAGUAGUUAGUGCAGAUAUCUGACCACAGCAGUCCACUGCAUGACCAGUAGAUGUGAGUUCGUACAGUAGCUAUCAAUAGGAGCUGGACUAAAGCCACUCGGACCCUCUGUGAAGGUCUGACCGGGAAUAAAUGCAUGACCUUUAUCUGUUACAGACAUCUGCCAAACACACACACAUAAGCUAUAUUUACAAAUGCUUUGAUAUGCUGGAGAUGUGCAUUACUUACACACACAACCAUGAUGAGCACUCGACUGGUGAAAGGUCACAGAGGUCAAGGGUGAAAGGUCACAGAGCCAUGAGAACAGAUCAGAGAGAAACCCAGCUACAGCAAACACACAAAUACAGUUACAUUAAAUAUAUUGACGCUUUCAUAGAGUUUAAUAGAAACAAAUUCGCUUCAAAUGAACACUGAGCACUGCUGUGACCCUUCUUCCCUUCCUGUAGAAGCUCAUAUCACAUCUGUCCUGUUUCUCUGCUGAACGCUCGCUCUGGUGUUUAAAGGGAAGUGUUGCUCAGCUCGUCUCUACAGAAUCUCUCACAGCUGCUCAAGAGUGUCAGUGCAUUUCCACUGAAGGAUUCUCACCUCUAGAGAAUGAAUAUCGUCAGUGUCAUGCUGAAAAAAUGCCUAAUAAUGCAGGGAAUGAGGGGAGGGUAGCAUCCUCUGUUUCCAGAUUUAAUAUAACAUCUCUCAGUAGUGUGUGAAUUCAUGCAAGCAUUGAUAAAGCACACCUUCACUUCACUAGCUUUACUAUCUCUGAAUGAUCUUCUCACUGUACUCCUCCUCAAGCAACACCAGAACAGUUUGGAUCCGAAAUGAUUGACUUGGUCCAGAGUAUGGAUUCCCAGAAGUCUCUAUUUUGUGAAUACAGGCCUUGGAAGAGGUUGCAAGAGACACUUUUGUGUUAUUUUCUCCUGCUCUUCAUUCACUCAGUACUAAAUGAAAACUUAAAGUGAAGACCUGAUUAUUUCAGGAGCCUUCAUUCACACACUUAAAACCUUUUGCUGGUCGAUGAAGAUGGUCAAAGUGAAAGCGGUCUGUUCUGUGUGAUAAGAGUUUGCUUUAAACUAACUACACUUUGACACUCACACACAGAUAUUUACACACAUCUAGACUUGCUAUAGACGUCUGAAGUCAUGCAUCUCGUGCACAAACUUAUCCUGUAUAUCAAAAAGAUUCUGUUGGAGUCUGUUGUGAGGACAAAUGACUUGUGUUUUAUAAACUUUGAGGGUCUAAAUGUGAUGCUUCGAUGCUCUUGCUGGAGAAUAUGAUGAUUAGUAUUUGUGACUCUCCAAACAGGGAAAUGUGCAUCUUCUGUACUCAUGAUGCACAUCAACAUCAUCUUUAUGUAUGUUUUUCUACACAUGUAUGUAUGUUGAUGUUUGCUAUGUGUAUUAUUGCUCUAAGCAUUGAUGAAUUUUGACCAACAGCAAAGCAUCACUGAACCAUUUAUUCCUCAUUUACAUUGAAAGUGUCAGUUUUGUCCACCUGUCAGAAUGCACUGAUGAUAUUAUGAU